AUGGGAAUAAAGGAGGCAACAUCCAGUAUCGAGGCUGAGCCCGGCACGGGAGAGGAGGCAGCACCAGCUGGUAUUGAGGCUGAAUCUGCCACAGGAAUGAAGGAGGCAACAUCUAGUAUUGAGGCUGAACCUGCCACGGGAGAGGAGGCAACACCAGCGGGUAUUGAGGCUGAAUCCGCCACAGGAAUUAUCAAGGCUGAACCCGCCAUGGGAGAGGAGGCAACACCAGCGGGUAUUGAGGCUGAAUCCGCCACGGGAAUGAAGGAGGCAACAUCUAGUAUUGAGGCUGAACCCGCCAUGGGGGAGGAGGCAACACCAGCGUGUAUUGAGGCUGAAUCCGCCACGGGAAUGAAGGAGGCAACAUCUAGUAUCGAGGCUGAACCCACCACAGGAGAGGAGGCAACACCAGCGGGUAUUGAGGCUAAACCUGCCAUGGGAGGAGAGGAGGCAACACAGGUGUACAGUGACUAUGAGGCUUCUGAGUUUGACACAACCGUCUCUGGGAUCGAGAUCAAGGAUCUUGUGACAAGGGAGCUCCACAUAUUGAAUGGGAUAACCA
Messenger RNA from Owenia fusiformis, 559 nucleotides. The record is from the annotation of a GenBank genome assembly. Lineage: Eukaryota; Metazoa; Annelida; Polychaeta; Sabellida; Oweniidae.